AUGGGAGAAGACGCCCCGCAAGAGAAGCAAUGGUGGGACGCAUUCCCUGAGCCAAAGGCCGAAUGCCCUCGAACCGACCCGGCAAUUGUCGCCAAAGACAUCGAAGUGAAUGCAGCAUUGGGCAAAAAAGCUCAACGAGAUUUCCUUUUGGUCGAUGUUCGAAGGACAGACUGGCAGGGCGGCACCAUCUCUACAUCCAUCAACCUCCCCGCUCACACAUUCUACCAGACCCGUCAACAGGUCUAUCAGCUCGCCUCGCAGGCAGGGAUCAAGAGAAUCAUCUUUUAUUGCGGAAGCUGCGGCAGUCGUGGCCCACGAUGCGCUGGAUGGAUGCAGGACUACCUCGAUGAGAUUGAAGAGACUGACAUGAAGGCCGAGAUCUUGGUUGGAGGUAUCAGGGGGUGGCAGAAGGCGUACGCUGGCCAGUUGAUGGACUUUUACGACGAGAAGGCGUGGGAGGAGAAAGAGGAGUAG
This is a messenger RNA of Fusarium sp. VM40, 474 nucleotides long. NCBI's taxonomy places the organism in Eukaryota, Fungi, Ascomycota, Sordariomycetes, Hypocreales, Nectriaceae. The record is from the annotation of a GenBank genome assembly.